AUGAGGCCGGUUCCCGAGGGGCCGCUGGCUGUGCAAAUGUUCUUUCCUGACUCAAAUACCUUACUCAGGUCUGUAAAAGAUGAGAACCGAACCGCCUGGCCUAUCAUCGACGCGUCGAACGCAAGUAUUCAAAUCAGUCGUGCACAUUUCGAAAAGAACCCACCAAACAAUCUGCGCAAAUCCAACUUCUUCCACUUCGUCAUCGCUCUAUAUGAUCGCAACAAUCAACCCAUCGAAAUCGAGAGAACUCAGUUUGCCGGUUUUGUUGAAAAGGAAAAAGAAGUUGACAGCCAGGAUACUAGAAAUGGGAUACACUACCGAGUGUCUCUAAUGUUUCAAAAUGGACUCCGAGGAGAGCAUGACUUGUUCGUUCGUCUUAUCGACAGUGUUACUAAACAGGCUAUCACAUACGAAGGACAAGAUAAAAAUCCGGAGAUGUGUCGAGUGCUUCUCACUCACGAAGUCAUGUGCAGUCGGUGCUGCGAGAAAAAAAGUUGUGGAAAUCGAAACGAGACACCGAGCGAUCCCGUUAUCAUUGACAGAUUCUUCCUCAAAUUCUUCCUGAAAUGCAACCAGAACUGUUUGAAAAACGCGGGCAAUCCCAGAGACAUGAGACGUUUCCAGGUGGUUUUGAGCAGCACUGCUCGUAUUGAUGGCCCACUUCUCGCUGUGUCAGACAACAUGUUUGUUCACAAUAACUCCAAACAUGGAAGACGAACCAAGCGCACAGAUGCAUCAGAUGAUUCCGAGUAUUCUGAAUCCGCAGAACUCCCAUCUUCAAUACCAGUUAUCAAAGCACUGUGUCCAAGUGAAGGAUGGGUUCAAGGAGGGACCCAAGUCGUUGUGAUCGGAGAGAACUUUUUCGAAGGUCUACAAAUCUCAUUCGGGACCACAAACCCAAGUUGGGGAGAGUCUGUUCAGCUAAUCUCUCCUCACGCAAUGCGCGUCACCACUCCACCAAAACACUCAUCAGGACCAGUUGAUGUCACUCUUCAGUUCAAAUCAAAAACUUUCACAAGAGGAACUCCACUUCGCUUCUCUUAUAUCACACUAACAGAGCCAAGCAUUGAGUACGGAUUCCAACGUCUUCAAAAACUGCUUCCAAAGUAUCCAGGAGAUCCAGAUCGUCUUCCAAAGGAUCUCAUCCUUAAAAGAGCCGCAGAACUAGCAGAGGCUCUGUACAACAGGACGUCUGCCGAUUCUCUCAGCACUUAUUAUCACACUCAGUUCGACGCUUCAACUGACUACUCAUCGCGAGCCCAUACUUCUCCGAGAUCUACGUUACCGUAUGGAGCGGGUCAGCCAGCUAUCUCGUCAGCAGUCUACCAGACAUCCUAUCCAACAGUCAAUGCAACUCCAGCUGCAAACUUUUUGAACACACAGACUGGUUUUGCAACAUUCGGAGCUGUCAACCCAUUCGCUGCAACUCUCCAAUCAUCGUCUCGUCUUUCAUAG
This is a messenger RNA of Caenorhabditis remanei, 1455 nucleotides long. RefSeq lists its product as uncharacterized. The coding region runs from base 1 to 1455 and encodes 484 amino acids. Gene Ontology annotation, molecular function: RNA polymerase II cis-regulatory region sequence-specific DNA binding; DNA-binding transcription factor activity, RNA polymerase II-specific. The record is from RefSeq and is a predicted model, not a curated record. Gene Ontology annotation, biological process: regulation of transcription by RNA polymerase II. Lineage: Eukaryota; Metazoa; Nematoda; Chromadorea; Rhabditida; Rhabditidae. The transcript is spliced from 10 exons.